GUUUAGUGUUGCAAAGGACGGCUUGACUAUUGGUAAACUGUUUGUUGCGUGUUUUGUUGGUAAAGAAAAUAAACUCGGUUUUCUUGAUUUCGUCCGAAAGUGUUCGUCCCAAAUUAUGUUUAUCUGUUAAGUGUAAAGUCACCAUACCCAAAAUGCAUUACUUAUUGUGCGUUAUCAGCCUUGCGGGCUUGGUCGGCUCAGCUAUCGGCCAAUACAAUCAGCUGGAGCAGCGCAAUUGCAUCAUUCCGAAGAUCCUGCAGGGAUCCUGGUUUUCUUGGGAAACGGGCCUUCCCACCCAGACGGUGAUCGAUGCCACCAUGAUGUCCAGCCGUGGCUACUGCAUCAACUACAUGCGCCACCACGGCGACGAGUACUCCUUCGUCUUCAAGGAGCGCUCCAAAAAUUGCUACCAUUGCGUCCGGACCAUCAUCCGCACCCUUAAUGUGUUCGAAAAGUUUGAGGGUCCCUGCGUGAGUUUGCCGCCGGGACAGGAGCCCACGGUGGAGAAUGUCUGCAGGGGCAUCAAGGAUGACCAGCAGCUGAUCACGCUCUUCAAUGAGAACUUUGUGCCCAUCAACUGCCGGUCUUCGCUGGAGGGAGUUUGGCACUUCACCUACCAGAAUCGUUUCCGUUUUACUGGCGUAUGUGACAAGCCAGACGCUCGCAUCCAGUCUUGCCAAACAGCGGGCACCCAGUUCCUCAUCCAGAAUCAGAAGUUCAACAUCACCUAUCAGAAGUGUGAGGGCAUGGAGGGUACCUUCAGCGGCAAUGUGGAGUUCAGCUGUCUGGGUGAUUGGUUUGUGGGCAAGAAUCACUACUUCGCGGUGGCCAAUACGAAGGAAUCUCGCAAGGAUGAGAAGUACCGGUGCUUCCUUAAGAAUCGUGACGACGAUCUCUAUGUGGGUGUGUCCAUCACUGCCGAGUGCAACACCCUAAAGACGCCUGAAACCUCGCCCGAGCGUCUCAAGUUGACGCCCGUAAAAGCCGAGUUUGUGGAACCGGGCUGCACACUGCCACAGAACUUUAGCGGCGAAUGGGUCAAUACGGCCAAUAUUGAUGCCGAUGUAUCGAUCAGUGAGACGCACAUUAACGAGACCUACUAUCCAGACAAGGCCCGCUACCGUAAGACCAUCUAUGUGUGCCGCGAGCGUCGUGGAAAUCGUGUGAUGAUGGCCCGCCUGACCGUUGACGGCUGCCAAAAGGAUUACGUCUGCUUUGACUUUAUGCCCCGCCACCAUAACAUCAUUCGCUACCGCAAGGGUUUGGCCGUUAUCAAGGACGACUUUAGUACGGUCUGCUCGUGGGUUCAGUUCCCGAAUGCGGAGGCCUGGAAAUAUGACUUGUUCCUGGCUCGAAAUCCUGUUCCCGUUCGCUGUCCUGUCGCGGGUAAAUUUAACUUUACCCAACGGGGAGAACAUCCCUUCAAAACAAGAAUUCUUGGUGGUGUCACCCUGAGUCCCCGCCCGGAUAUCCACUGCAAACAAAACAUAUCCGACCUGUCGGUGUGCGAUACUGACCAAAAGGAACUGGCGGUGGAUGAGAACUAUUGUCUGUCUGUAGAUCAUUUGGGUCGCCCGGUUGAUAUCUACAGUGAUCCCGAUUACCGAAUGAAAUGUAUUGGCUUCUGGAAGGAGAAUCUGAAGUCCUACCUGAUUACCUACGACGAUCUGGAUCCACUCUCCAAAUACCGCUGCUGGGUGUAUCAACGCGCUGACCUCAACCGCGUCCUUAUGUCGCAGGCUGUGGGUGCCUUCUGCAAGUUGGAGCAGGACGUGACUUCGUGGAACCACUCAGAGGGCGCUGCGGUAGCCAUCGAUGCUGUAGAGUAUGAGCGUGAACGCGACGACUGCCCCAUGUACUUUGACGACGGGUUGAACCCAUGGAAACCAUCGGACGCUUCCAAUAUAGUCUUCGAUUGGGACUUUUACCGAGCAGGAGCAGCCACCCUCGAUGGACAACUGGCUUGGGUAUUCGCCCUGGUCUGCGGGCUGGUAAGGGUCUUGGUCGCCAACUAAGUUCAAGGUAUUUUUUAAUUUAACCAUCCAACGAAAUUUUAUUCAACCUCGAGUGACUUUUAGAAUUAAUUGUGUGCCUUAGAUUGCGAUUUAUUGAAUUUUAUAAGCAAAUUUAUAGCCUGUAAGUUGACGAAACCAUUUUUAACAUGUAAUUAGCAACAGCCAUUCCGUCCAGCAAGAAUCUCAAAGUUUUGUUUACACAAUUAAAGCAGAUAAAUAAAUGACACGAACAAAUAAA
Drosophila serrata is the source of this 2253-nucleotide messenger RNA. It is a transcript of the gene udt, whose product is annotated as protein undicht. The record is from RefSeq and is a predicted model, not a curated record. Gene Ontology annotation, biological process: wound healing. Lineage: Eukaryota; Metazoa; Arthropoda; Insecta; Diptera; Drosophilidae.